Messenger RNA from Rhincodon typus (whale shark), 6527 nucleotides. RefSeq names its product nuclear factor of activated T cells 3a (gene nfatc3a). Gene Ontology annotation, molecular function: transcription factor binding; RNA polymerase II cis-regulatory region sequence-specific DNA binding; DNA-binding transcription factor activity, RNA polymerase II-specific. Lineage: Eukaryota; Metazoa; Chordata; Chondrichthyes; Orectolobiformes; Rhincodontidae. Gene Ontology annotation, biological process: calcineurin-NFAT signaling cascade; cytokine production; regulation of transcription by RNA polymerase II. The transcript has 10 exons. The record is from RefSeq and is a predicted model, not a curated record. Gene Ontology annotation, cellular component: transcription regulator complex. The coding region runs from base 303 to 3239 and encodes 978 amino acids.
GGCCAGGGACGAGCACGAUCGCGAGCUGGCGCGGCGAUGAGGCUCGGCAAAGUUUGAGAGGCGCAGCGGCGGGCGUCGGUGGAGCGGGGGCUGGGGGGGGGAAGAGAGCUCGGUUAACUGUUUCCAAACGGGAUAGCGAGAGAGAGAGAGAGAAAGUGUGCGAGCGGAAAAAAAUCAAACAAGCUUCCCCCCCCACCCCAACCCCCCCCUCCCACCCGGAAAAAGUUGGCGGAGGGAGCCGGGACCCUUGCUUCUGUUAUGAACUUUAUUAAACAAGUAGGGGAAAGGGAAACUGCUAACCGAUGACUACUGUAAACAGUGGCAAUGACGAGUUUGACUUUAGGCUGAUAUUUGGUGAAGACGGUCCGCAGCCUGGACUAGGCCCUGCAGAUACCGAGCCAGAUGAUUCUGCAUCAUUUCACAUCUUUAAUGAAGGCAACCUUCAAUCAAGUAUAAACCAACCAAUAGGCAUUCUUCACCAUGAAACACAGACACAUCCAACAGCAUUUUCAUCACCUCAUCGGCUGCAGACCUCUAAUAUCCAGGAGUCUAAAUACAGUCCUGUAGGUGCUCCAAAAGCAUUUGAAUGCCCUAGUAUUCAAAUCACCUCUAUUUCUCCCAGUUGUCAACAAGGAAUUGGUCCUAAUGAAGAAGUGCAUGCAAAUGGCACAGAUAAUGACUAUAUGGAAAGACCAUCCAGGGACCAUCUGUACCUUCCUCUUGAUCCAGUUUAUUAUAGGGAUGCAUCACUAAGCCCAAGUCCUGCUAGCAGCAUUUCCUCCAGGAGCUGGUUUUCGGAUGCUUCUUCAUGUGAAUCUUUCUCUCAUGUAUAUGAUGAUGUAGACUCUGAAUUGAAUGAAGCUGCUGCUCGUUUUACACUUGGUUCUCCUAGUGGGUCACCGAGAUGUUGCCCAGCAGAUGAGACCUGGCAGCCAAAUUAUUCAUUUGCACAAUCACUAUCACCUAGACAGUCACCCUGCCAUUCACCUAGAGCUAGUAUUACUGAUGAAAACUGGCUCAGCCCUCGUCCAACUUCAAGACCAUCUUCUAGGCCUACUUCUCCUUGGGGAAAGCGGCGGCAUUCAAGUGCAGAGAUCUGUUAUGCAGGUUCACUUUCACCCCAUCAUUCACCAACACCAUCUCCAGGACAUUCCCCAAGAGGAAGUGUCACAGAGGAUACGUGGCUUGGUAAUACUGCUCUUCAAGGUGCCUCAAGUCUAAGUCCUGGGCUGAUACCUUUUCAGUGUUGUCCCCCAGAGACUGACAUACCUUUAAAAUCAAGGAAAACUUCUCAGGACCAGGCUGCUACAGUGUCAGGAAAAGUAGAUUUGACUUCGGAUGAUCAAGGAAGUUUGUCCCCUUCAGUUGAAUCUCCAGUCGAUGAUCUUUCUGGCUCUCCACAUCCAUUAAAAAAAGACUUGUCAAGUGAACAGUUUCUUUCUGUUCCUUCACAUUUCACUUGGAACAAACCAAAACCUGGUGGCCAUACACCUAUUUUUCGCACAUCGUCGUUGCCUUCUUUGGACUGGCCUUUGCCAAGUCAGUAUCUACAAUAUGAACUAAAAAUAGAAGUCCAGCCGAAGACCCAUCACAGAGCUCACUAUGAGACAGAGGGGAGUCGAGGAGCUGUGAAGGCAUCUUCUGGAGGACACCCAGUUGUUAAGCUUCAAGGUUACAAUGAAAAGCCAAUCAACCUGCAGAUGUUCAUUGGUACUGCUGAUGAUCGCUAUUUAAGACCACAUGCAUUCUACCAAGUGCACAGAAUCACUGGGAAGACUGUUGCUACAGCUAGUCAAGAGAUUAUAGUUACCAGUACAAAGGUUCUUGAAAUUCCUCUUCUGCCUGAAAACAAUAUGACUGCCAGCAUUGACUGUGCAGGAAUUUUGAAACUACGCAACUCUGAUAUUGAACUUCGCAAGGGUGAAACUGACAUUGGAAGAAAAAAUACAAGAGUUCGCCUUGUUUUCCGCGUGCAUAUCCCACAGCCCAAUGGAAAAGUUGUCUCACUGCAAGCAGCUUCCAUUCCUGUUGAAUGCUCCCAGCGAUCGGCUCAGGAACUUCCUCAGAUUGAAAAGUACAGUACCAAUUCGUGCUCGGUCAGUGGUGGAGAAGAAAUGAUCGUUAACGGCUUCAACUUUCUUCCGGAGUCUAAGAUUGUCUUCCUUGAAAAGGGCCCAGAUGGGCGCCCUCAAUGGGAGGUAGAAGGAAAAAUUGUCAGGGAGAAGUCUCAAGGGGUUAAUCUUGUUGUUGAAGUCCCUCCAUACCACAACAAAAGUGUUACGUCUGCAGUUCAAGUUCAGUUUUAUGUUUGCAAUGGCAAGAGAAAAAGAAGUCAGUCCCAGCGCUUUACUUACUUACCAGUUUUAAUCAAACGGGAGCAUACAGAUGAGAGAGAAUUGCCUACUAUUCCUACCCUUCCAAUGUCUGUUGCACACACUACUAGUCUACAUCAAGUUGCAUCUCAGCUGCCUUCCUCAGAUACUGGUCACCUUCAUGAAAAUUUGACACCUACUUCACAGAGGAACCUCGGUCCUCCAAUGCAACAGAGUUACCCACCUAUGAUUUCUCCAUCGGCAACGUGUAUGCCACAUCUUUUGGGAAGAAGCAUUAGUCCGGGUUCGGAAUGUUCUAUUCUGCCUCCCUUGAGUCACCAGUCCUUCCCGACACCAGCUCCACCUAUCAGGCCUUCUUAUCAGCCUAUGCAAUCUAACAUGAUGUAUAAUGGACAGCCAGGUCUUCCCAUGAACUCUGUUUCUAGCCAGAGAUAUGAAAAAUUAUCUUAUCAGCCUGAUGUAGCUGGUCCACUUCAAAUCAACCUUGGAUGUCAACAGAUGCAACAAAUGUACUGUUCUCCGAAUCCAGGUACAGCUUCAUCACCAUCUCCGACAACAGCACACUCUUUGGGACAUUCUCCACGCUCUGGACAAACCUCAUCACCACUACAGAGUUCAAGUUUAGGGAGCCUGCCUGCACCACCUCCGUUGACACAUCAUAGUGUGUGUGACCCAUCAUCAUUUUCAGCACCAGAGAGAGCAUCCCUGAACAUUAAACAAGAACCAGAGGAUAGUGAGUUACCUUUUCAAGCCAUAGGCCUACAGGAUAUCACACUUGAUGAUGUGAAUGAAAUUAUUGGAAGAGAUAUGUCACAGAUUCCGACGUCUCGAACAGCAGCAGUGCAUGUCCAAUCACAGUGUGUCUGCCCUGGAGCUUUGGAAAGUGGAAUACCUGAGGGAGUCUGAUGUGACUUACGAUCACCACAUAUUCUUCCCAAAAUCAACCCUUCCUACACCCACUCUUCCCUUCCCCCCUCAACAUAUACCCCUCUCCAAAUAAAACAGAAAUUGUUGUGCUUCCAACAUUGUGGCCUUUUAUAAACUGCAACUCGAGUAGUUCCUGCAAAAGGUGCUGCAGUUCUGUAUUGAAAGUGAAUCAUGCGGUGUCAGUCCUCCAUCAUAAUGCUCUACAAAUGCUGUGUCCAGUUGCCUGUGUUUCACUGGAACAGGCAAAAAAAUUCCUGAAAAAUCAGAAGGGACUUUAAUCUACUUUAGGGAUGCAUUUUCGAGAAGUGACUCUCCUUUAGUAGAUUAAUUCAACUAGUCUACAGCAUAUGAAUAAUGUUUUAUCACAAGGUGUUUGUAUCUGCUGUAGUAUCUAUUGUAAAUAUUACACUCAAUUUAAGCUAAAAGAGGGUUUAGUGAAGUGAUAUAUAAAUAAAUGAUAAACAAAAUGCUGUAGCUAGUGGCAUAUACUGCAUUCUGUCAUCCUGAAGAGUGUUUAAGCAUGUAGGAUUUGCAGAAGACUUCCUCAAAAUAAACUUCCAGACACAAGGAAGCCUAUCCAGUGUAGCCAAUGUCAUGGAAGCAUCAUGUAAAUAUCUAACAAUUUGUUGUUAAUAGGAAGCAAAGCCAAUAUGGUACUGCAUUGUUUCUGAACUUAAAACAGCAUCUUGUAGAUUCAAUAGACCAUUCCAUCAUGGAAAAAUGUGGUCGGGGAUGGGGGGUGGGAAACAACAUUCCAAAUUCAAGGAGUUUUUGAAACUUUGUAGAUAUGUUUCUCUAUACUUCAAGUUAGCACAAAUGCAAGCGCCUUACUAAUUUAGCUUUUAGAAUUUGUCAGAAGCUUUCAUAGAACUGAUGCAUUUUGUAAUAGGGCUCCAAAAUAAAUAACUUCUACUUUGUACAGGAUUUAAGUUGAAGCCAUUGAAAUAUAAUUUAAAUUACUACAGUUUGUAGAAGAUUUCAAGUGUUUUGAAGUGUUUUAGUCAUUCACAAUAGAUAAGUGACACCUGUAUCUCCAGUGGCUGUCGUCAUCAAGCUGUAAGUGCAAAACAGUGCAUUGGGAAGAAAGCUAGUGCUUCGUUCUCAGAGCAGUACUUGUAAUCUGUCUAAUGAUUUGGAUGGUUUAGAUCAGAUCUACUUUGGUUUGUUUUAAAAUGAUUGUAUUUGUGCUGACAAUUCAUACAGUAUUGCUUUUGGUACAGUGGAAAUUUAAUUGGCAAACAAUUUGUUUGUGUUUUUCAUCCCACUCAAAUCAUAUAGUACAUAAAGGACUGGCACAAAAAGAAUAAUUGGAAUCAUUUUUAUCACCUUCUUAACAGCCCCAUAGCAUCUCUCAUCAUCCACUAUUUAUAAAACAAAAUGUAAUUGCCAUGGAUCCGAGAUGCCAAUCAAAUUAUUUAAAAUGAAAACAAGUGAAAUUCAAAUGAUGUCUAUUAGUAGGCAAUUUUGCAUCUGUUUCAUGCAGAAAGCACACUUUGAGGCUAUUUUAUGAAAUAGCAUAAAUGUAUUUUAAAGAAAGAGACGGGGAUGAGGUAAUAUAAAAGGUAAAACAAAGGGUUGCUUUUAUUUUUGCCAGCAUUAUAAAUUCUGUAUUUAUUUGCUUGUAAUGCUAACGACUUGUUAGAUGCAAAGUUAACCUGCACCAUACAUGAGAAAUAUUACAAGAACACACGAGAAUGUUUAAUUUUACUACCCAUCACGAAAGAAAAGCGCAAGUCUUACCUUAAUUCAGAUUGCUGUGGGGCCAGUGAAAAGUCCUAUUCAUCGUUAAUUGGGAGGUGUUGAGUUUUUGAGUUUAGAGUCCACCUUUUUAACUGCCAAAUUACAAUUAUAUUGUUGCUUGGUUAGGUACCAUUAAAACCAUUACUCUUAAGAGAAACGGUUAAGCAAGUAGAUUAAUUUUUUUAAUGCCACUGUUGUCCAGAAUAGGAAGCUCUGAGCUGAGUAUCACUCAUAAUGUUUUUAGUACUUAUGUGAUAGUGAAAGGUUGAGUUGCUUUCAUCUUCCUGUACUGAACCAUAACCAUAUGUUGUUCAGGCAUGUUUUCUUUCACAAGAUAUCUAGCACUUAUUACAUAACGGAUUCUAUAAAAGCUUAAACUGUUUCCCUGCCUUAGCUUUUGACCUUGGAUGUCAUAGCAUGUGGGUUUGUAACAACUGCACCAUCUGAGUUUUCUUUGUAAAUCCUCCAGAGUGACUUAUGAAGCUGUACUGUAUAGUGUAUGGAGGCCUGUACAACCCCCAAAAAAUCCUAUGCACUGAACCUCCUGAUGCCUUCAAAUUACCUUGACGCCUGAAGAUGUAGAAAAUCUAGAACUGCUUUUUAAAAAUAAAAUCCUUUUUUAAAAAAAAAAUCAAUAGCAGUAGACAACCACUUUUGUUCUAUGUAUCUGCUUUGUCAUGGAUUACGUGCAAGGGUCUUAAUAAAACUGCAGUUUGUUGCUUUAAAUCUUUCAUAGGAGUGUAGAAAUAAACAACUUUAUGGAACUUUGUUUUAAUUGAUUGUUCUAAAAGCACAGACUUAUUAGGCUAUGCAAAUUCAGUUUUGUAAACAGCACGUUGGGGUUUUGACCUGUUGUUGGCAUGCACAAAAAGAAAUAAGUUGAUAUUUAUGGUACCCUUUGUACUACUCUGUAUAUUUCAAAAAAAAAGUUUCCUGACUCUUAGAAUGUUUGGAAAGCUGUAAGAAAGCCUUAAUUCUUAUUGUGUUCAAAAACUACCAGAGAAAAAGAAAUCUGUAAAUGUCAAUGACUGUGGUUGCAUUUUAGUAAAAUAAACUACAUUUAAGGGUACUGGAGUAUAAUCACAUUAGUUACAAAAAGGAUGGAAUAGGAUUGUAUAAUUUGGAACUGAAACUGGCUUCAGUACAAUUAUGUUCAUCCUUUGGAAAAACAUUACUGUGUCAAUGAGACUGCCAUCCUUUUUAUAACCAAAGAAUAAAAACUUUCAUUUGCUGGUGUGAACACUUGCUUUAAAACUCUAUUUUUGAUACUCAAAACAGAUGUCAUUCCUAAUGGUUGAAUUUGUUCAACAAUUGUACGUUUUGUAGAAGGAGCAAAACUACUACAGGCUAAGUCAACUGUUUUGCAGAUGUUUACAGAGCCUUGUAAUUUCAUGUACAUUUUGUAUUUUAAAAUUUUGUAAGGAAUUUUAAGAUUGCUGUGCUGUUGAGAGACAUAUAAUGAAAUAACUUGCAUCCUAGGCUCUUAAAUCAUAGUGUUUAAAUAAAAUGUAAGAUGUGUAAACUUGA